Linum tenue is the source of this 241-nucleotide messenger RNA. The record is from the annotation of a GenBank genome assembly. NCBI's taxonomy places the organism in Eukaryota, Viridiplantae, Streptophyta, Magnoliopsida, Malpighiales, Linaceae.
AUGGGAGUGGAUCAAAGUAAAUGACCGGGACACUCUAAUGAUGAGCUCAAUGGAGUUGGCAAUGUGAUUUGCUACAUUCUCUAAUUAUCCUCAGCAGGCUAGGCCUCAUAGCAUGGUUGAUGGUGCCAUUAAAGUAACAACAUUGAAACUUACAUAUGCAAGAGAUUGUUCACGAGAAGGGCUUGAAGCGGCAAAUUAUUUUCUAUUUAUUUAUGAACAGAGCUCGAAAACUCACAUUGGC